GGCCGGGCCGGGAGGAGGAGGAGGUGGCGUUCCGUUAGUGGCGUUGGGUUCUGGCGGCGGCGGUGGUGCUAUCUCCUCUGCGCACGGGGAGCCGUUCAGGCUGGAGGCCAGCCAGCUCUUGCCGCCACCUCGGUCGCGAUGGGGGCGCAGGACCGGCCGCAGUGCCACUUCGACAUCGAGAUCAACCGGGAGCCGGUUGGUCGUAUUAUGUUUCAGCUCUUCUCAGACAUAUGUCCAAAAACAUGCAAAAACUUCCUUUGCCUAUGCUCAGGGGAGAAAGGCCUUGGGAAAACAACUGGAAAGAAGUUAUGUUAUAAAGGUUCUACAUUCCAUCGUGUGGUUAAAAACUUUAUGAUUCAGGGUGGGGACUUCAGUGAAGGUAAUGGAAAAGGUGGAGAAUCCAUUUAUGGUGGCUAUUUUAAAGAUGAAAACUUUAUUCUCAAACAUGACAGAGCGUUCCUUUUGUCAAUGGCAAAUCGAGGGAAACAUACCAAUGGUUCCCAGUUUUUCAUUACCACAAAACCUGCACCACACCUGGAUGGGGUGCACGUUGUCUUUGGACUGGUUAUUUCCGGUUUUGAAGUAAUUGAACAAAUUGAAAAUCUGAAAACUGAUGCUGCCAGCAGACCUUACGCAGAUGUGCGAGUUAUUGACUGUGGAGUACUUGCCGCGAAAUCAACCAAAGAUGUUUUUGAGAAGAAAAGAAAGAAACCAACUCACUCAGAAGACUCGGAUUCCUCUUCCAAUUCCUCUUCCUCUUCAGAAUCAUCUUCAGAAAGUGAAAUUGAACAUGAGAGAAGCAGGAGGAGGAAACAUAAGAGGAGGCCAAAAGUUAAACAUUCUAAAAAAAGACGAAAGGAGGCAAGCAGUUCAGAAGAGCCAAGAAGUAAACAUAUAGUGAGCCCAAAAGGUUACUGUGAGAAGAGUGAGACCAAUGGAAAAAGGUCAGUGGAUUCAAGUACUAAAAGGGAAAAGCCCGUGGUCCGUCCAGAAGAGAUUCCUCCAGUGCCUGAGAACCGGUUUUUACUGAGAAGAGAUGUGCCUGUCGUCCCUGUGGAACCCGAACCGAAGAUUCCUGAUGUUGUACCUGUUGUGAAUGAUCAGAAACCAUCUGUGUCCAAGUCUGGUCGGAAGAUUAAAGGAAGGGGCACAAUUCGCUAUCACACACCUCCAAGGUCAAGGUCCUGCUCUGAAUCGGAUGACGAUGACAGCAGUGAAACUCCUCCACACUGGAAAGCAGAAAUGCAGCGGUUGAGGGCGUAUAGGCCACCAAGUGGAGAGAAGUGGAGUAAAGGAGAUAAGUUAAGUGACCCCUGCUCAAGCCGAUGGGAUGACAGAAGCUUGUCCCAGAGAUCCCGAUCAUGGUCCUAUAACGGAUAUUAUUCUGAUGUUAGUACAGCAAGACACUCUGAUGGUCACCAUAAAAAACGCAGAAAAGAGAAAAAGGUCAAGCAUAAGAAGAAAACAAAAAAGCAGAAACACUGCAGAAGACACAAACAGAUGAAGAAAAGGAGGAUUGUUGUACCAUCUGACAUAGAGUCCUCCAGGUCUUCCACUCGAAGAAUGAAAUCCUCUUGUGACAGGGAAAGGCGGUCUCGUUCCUCUUCAUUAUCAUCUCAUCGCUCGUCAAAGAGGGACUGGUCCAAAUCUGAUAAGGAUGACCAGAGCUCCUCGACCCGUUCCAGCAGAGACUCCUACAGAUCGAAAUCUCACUCACGAUCUUACUCUAGAGGAAGCUCAAGAUCAAGGACUGCAUCAAAGUCCUCAUCGCAUUCUCCAAGUAAAUCCAAGUCCAGAUCUAGUUCCAAGUCAGAGCACCAAAGGACAACCUCCAAGUCACCCAGGAGAACAGUUUCUCAAUUAAGUGAAAACAAACCAGUUAAAACAGAACCUUUAAGAACAACAGUGCCACCAAAUGAAAACGUUGUGGUGCAGCCAGUGGUGGCAGAAAAUAUUCCUGUAAUACCAUUGAGUGACAGUCCCCCUCCUUCAAGGUGGAAGCCUGGACAGAAGCCCUGGAAGCCAUCUUAUGAGCGAAUUCAGGAAAUGAAAGCUAAAACAACCCAUUUGCUGCCCAUCCAGAGCACUUAUAGCUUAGCAACUAUUAGAGAGACUGGUAGUUCAUUAUCCUACCAUAAAAGAGAAAAGAAUUCUGAAAGCGAUCGGAGUGCUUAUUCGAAAUACAGUGAUAGAAGUUCAGAAAGUUCACCAGGGUCCAGGAGCAGGUCUUCCAGGAGUAGAUCAUAUUCCAGAUCAUACACCAGGUCACGUAGUCCAGCUAGUUCACCUUCAAGGUCCAGGUCCCCAUCAUCUAGAUCUCAUUCACGAAGUAAGUACAGCGAUCAUUCACGGUGUAGCAGAUCAUCUUCAUACACCUCUGUUAGCAGUGAGGACAGAAGACGAGCCAAGAGGAAAUUUAGAUCCAAUGGGAAAAGACACACUUCACAUAAAAGAUACAGCAGCAGUUCUGAAAAGACACUUGGCAAUAAAUAUAUCCGAGGCAGAAACAAAUCCUCACGUCAGAGAAAGUAUAGUGAAAGUAGGUCAUCUUUAGAUUAUUCUUCAGACAGUGAGCAGUCAAGUGUUCACGCUGCACAGUCAGCCCAGGACAAAGAGAAAAAGGGCAAAAUGGAAACAGGCACUAAUAAACAAAAAAACAGAGAUGAAGAGAAAUCUAAGCCCGAGCGAGAAUGCUCUCGGUCAAAAAAAAGGACCUUGAAAGAGAGUGUUUCUGACCACUUUAGAAAUGGCAGCAAGCCCAAAAGGAAGAGUUACGCUGGGAGCAAAUGGGACUCGGAGUCUAAUUCAGAGCGAGAUGUAACCAGAAAGAGUAAGAACGACUCCCGGCCGUCUUCUGAUAAGGAAGAAGGGGAGGCCACAUCAGAUUCUGAAUCCGAGGUGAGCGAAGUUCACAUCAAAGCCAAACCCACACCAAAGUCUUCAGCAAACACUUCACUGCCUGACGGUAAUGGUGUUUGGAAACCAAGCAAACAGCGGUCAUCAACUUCUGAUUCUGACGACUCCUAUUCCGAUUCAGAAAACAAUAAAGGAAAGGCACGGAAGCAUAAACGUGGGUCAAAGGAAAAUCCUAAACGGGAACACACCAGAAAACUGAAAGAGAAAUUGAAAGGGAAAAAAGAGAAAAAGCACAAGGCUCCAAAGCGCAAACAAGCCUUUCACUGGCAGCCUCCACUAGAAUUUGGUGAAGAGGAGGAAGAGGAGAUUAAUGAAAAGCAAGUUACCCAGGAGUCCGAGGAGAAGAAACACGUUUGUGACAAUAGUGAAACCAUACAAGGUAAUCCUGCGAAAACUGAGAAAUCCUGUGAUGAGGGCAACCUUCCAGGUAACUGUGGCACGGCGGCUGUCGCAUCGGAUCGUGACCAGCUUACUAAAGAUGAAUGCAAACCCAGCGUUUCUCCCAGUGCUGGACCUGCGGAGGGAAAUGCAGCCAGUUCUCCCCCAGACAUCCGGCAGAGUGAGAGAAGUGUCCCGAGUGGCGUGGAGGACGUGCUUCAGACAGAUGACAACAUGGAGAUUUGCACGCCUGAGCGGAGCUCCCCAGCCAAGGGAGAGGGGGCUUCCCCUCUGGGAGACCCAGGGCUGGACAGCCCAGAGAGAAGUGCUGUUCUGAAGCAGGAUGUGCAGAGGGACCGUGCUGAAGCAGAGGGGGUGAAAGAGGAAAGCAGCGUGUCUGAAGGCAAAGCGGUGGGGGAGGCAGAGAAACAGGACAGCGGCUCUGCCGCUUUGGGCAGCGCAGCAGAAAAGACUGGCAAGAAGGAGGAGGCCGAGAAGAGCCAGGCCAACCUCCCGGAUAACAAAUGGAAGCCUUUGCAAGGGGUGGGCAACGUGCUAACACCUACUGCUAUGACUUCCACUGCCGUGGAUGUUAAAACAUUGACUGCUGUGCCUGAAGUGAAGCCACAGGGCUUGAGAAUAGAAAUUAAGAGCAAAAACAAAGUUCGCCCUGGGUCUCUCUUUGAUGAGGUAAGAAAGACAGCCCGCUUAAACCGGAGGCCAAGAAAUCAGGAGAGUUCAAGUGAUGAGCAGACACCCAGUCGGGAUGGUGAUAGCCAGUCAAGGAGCCCAAGCAGAUCGCGAAGUCAAUCGGAAACCCAAUCAAGGCACAGGACAAGGUCUGUCUCCUACAGUCAUUCAAGAAGUCGAUCAAGAAGUUCCACGUCUUCUUAUCGGUCAAGAAGCUACUCCAGAAGUCGGAGCCGAGGGUGGUACAGCAGAGGCCGAAGCAGAAGCCGGAGCAGUUCCUACCGCAGUUACAAAAGCCACAGGACAUCCAGCAGGAGCCGAUCUAGGAGCAGCUCGUAUGAUCCCCACAGUCGGUCCAGCAGGUCCUAUACUUACGACAGCUACUAUAGCAGGAGUCGGAGUCGAAGUCGAAGUCAGAGGAGUGACAGUUACCACCGCAGCAGAAGUUACAACAGGCGGUCCAGGAGUUGUAGAUCUUAUGGCUCUGACAGUGAAAGUGACCGAAGUUACUCUCAUCACCGGAGCCCCAGUGAAAGCAGCAGAUACAGUUGAAAACGUCUGUUUUUUGAUACAAAUUCUAACUUUAUUUGUAAAUAUCUGGUAACUUAAAAGUUUGAGAAACUUCAUGGAAGUCUGUUGUUCUAUUUCAAUAUUAGAGGUGAAUUGCAGAAGUAGACACUUCUUGUUAUUCAUUUACAUCUGCACAGAAAAAUUUAAAAUACAGGUAUCUCCUAGAACUAUUUUUAUGCCACAUUUUACAGUAGCCAACUAUGGAAGUGAAUUUCGUUUUCUUGAAUCAAGAAAUUGUGAAAUGUACCAAGUAUAAUUUGCAAUAUUAUCUUAGGUAGACUUUCUCUCCAUCUCUUGUAUUCCUUAGAAUACAGAUGCGUUUUGCCCGUUUUUCAGGUUUUAGCAUAUAAGCUGCCAAGCGUAGGACUGUGAAGAUCAGUCAUACCCAUGUCCUCCCAAAACGGCCCCCGGGGUCAGCGCCCGUAGUGAGGAGCACACGGCAGGGGCUCUGGGCUUCUUCACUCCCUCCUCACUGCUUAGCAGUCAGAGGAUCAGGAGUGCGGACAUCAGGCCGCCCACGGUCGGCCUUGCCUCUCAGGCUGUGGGUGAGGCUGUGAAGAGUUAAGCCUGCCUUAACUAGACAUACGUGCAACGUCUCUGAGGACUUACUGUUUUAUGUGCUUUUUAAUAGAUACUAUCACAAGUUUGGGUUGGAAAACAUCCUCUUCCAGUUGAUGCUUUGGUGCUUGGUACCUUCGGGUGCCCCGGUGAGCAUUACUCUUGUAUACUGUACGUCAGAGUUCAUCAGACACAACGGGGAUUUUUUUUUUUUUUUUUAAUUCACUGGCACCAAAAAUGGUUUCUUCUGAGCUGUCUUCACUUUGACAGUUUGGGGUGCUUCUCUCAAACACAGCUGUGGUUUGGUUCUCCCCUAAGCAGGCAAGAUUGGCGGUAGGGAAUGUGGCCACUCAGGUCUGCUGCCUGUCUGUGCUCCUGGAGGAGUGGGUUGAAGAGUGCGCAUCAAAGUAACAGCAGAAGCGAAGUGCCACCUCGUGGAGAGUUUGCAGGCCUUUCCUCUUCAGUCUGUCAUGUAAGGGACACACCACCUCAGCAGUUCCUGCUGUCACCAGCAUGGUUUUCCUGAUUCCACCACGGCUCCCAGCCAGGGAAGCCUUGCCUGACCCCUGUGCACCCAGGAGCAGAGCGGGCAGGGUGCUGUGGUCCUUACGUAUCUUCAUGUCUUUGGGCGGGGCCUCCAGAAAUAAGUUGCCCUGUAAAAUGUAGUGUAUGUGUGGUUUUUUACUCUUCAGUGUUUUGUCCCCAAGUGUACUUAAUCACCUUAGUGCCAGCUUGAUGCAGUUAUGCAGAAGUUUAUGUGGAUGUCUGACACACACCUCGGCACCAUUCCGCCCCAGGCCUUGCUGGGGAGCACUAGGGAAGUAGAAGAGAACCCUCUGGGUCGGGGGUGGGCUGACAGCCUUGACGGAUGGAGGGGUGACUGUCACCCGGACAACGAAUGUAAACAGGGUUAGGUGGGCAGUUGCUUGCCAAGUCACCGAAGACUUAAGUUGGAAGCCAGGACUGAGUCAGAGGGUACUUGUGGGCACGCAGGUCGGAGUCUGACUCACCUGCAGGGUUUUCAGAAGUCGCCUGCGGAGACUACUGCUUUACCCCUACUCAGCUGGAAGACAGGUAUUCAGAACCCAAACAGAAACGCCAAAUCUAAUCAGGUUAGCUGCGUUACCCCUGGGCAGUGCACUAGCUUUUUGUUGCUCUAUGAGGAAUUACCCAACGUGCAACAGUUCAGAACACCACCCAUUUAUGAGCUCACAGUUGUGCAGCUCUUGGGUCUGGCAUGGGAUGGCUGGAGUCCCUCUGCUCAGGGUCCCACAGGGUGGAAAUCCAGGGUUGGCUGGUAGCAUUCCUUUAUGGAGGCACUGGGCAAGGAUCAGUUUCCAGACUCAUUCAGGUCACUGGCAGAACUUAGUUCUCUGCUGGCUGGCAGUUGGGGCGUGGGGUGGUUCCGGGCCCCUCACAGCUGCCUGCAGCCCUGCUCUUUCUCAUGCGUCAGAUCCCUUUCCUCUCUGUUUUCAGAGGGUCCAUGCCAUUAGAUCAAACCCACAGAGGUCAGUUGUGCCAUAGAACAUAACAUAAUUGCGGGGAAGAGCGCUCAUCAUUCUCACAGGUUCUGGGGAUUAGUGCGUGGAUGGGUGAGGGGCACUGCAGAAUUCUCCACAGGCAGUCACCACCUGUGCCCAUCUCGGCUGCGCUGGGCCCUCACCCUGAAAAGGACGGCCCUGGAAGCCUCUUUGUUUCUGCAGGGGGGAAGGCUGGCCCUCAGCUGCAGCGGCCACUUGUGUUGACUGACAUGAACUGCAGGAACAGCUUCUUCCAAAAGGCGAUUGUUCUGCAUUGUGAAGUUAUUUUUUAAUAAAACUGAAUUAUGUUGUGUAUUGUGCUUAAUAGAAAAUGCAUUAAUGGACUGUUUUUGUAAUGUCCUGUUUACUGAUGAAAUAGCCAGUAUUGUUCGAAAACUAGAAAAUACUUUCGUACAUAUUAGCAAUGUCUACUUUGUAUACACUUUACUUCAGCUUCCCCAAGACUUGAAAGGGGACCUUGUAGAAAUUAAAGUAUUUGGUCCAACUCUU
This is a messenger RNA of Lepus europaeus (European hare), 7142 nucleotides long. It is a transcript of the gene NKTR, whose product is annotated as natural killer cell triggering receptor. The transcript is spliced from 17 exons. The record is from RefSeq and is a predicted model, not a curated record. Gene Ontology annotation, molecular function: peptidyl-prolyl cis-trans isomerase activity. The coding region runs from base 139 to 4536 and encodes 1465 amino acids. Gene Ontology annotation, biological process: protein folding; protein peptidyl-prolyl isomerization. Gene Ontology annotation, cellular component: nucleus. Lineage: Eukaryota; Metazoa; Chordata; Mammalia; Lagomorpha; Leporidae.